ACGAAAAGGAAGUAGAAGAAGACUGCACCGAGAUCCCACUUUCGUCUUCGGCUUUGUAACAGCAGUAGAAAGUUUUUUAUAAUCUGGACAUGAUGUGAAAAGUAGAAUCUCAGGAGACCAUACAGAAGAUUUAUAAGAUAAGCAGCCGAACAGGGAGUGUGUGAGAGAAAGAAAAAGAGAGAGAAGGUGAUGGAGCAAGGGGUGAUGGACAGCCCGGUGAUCCUGAUCAUUAAAGCUCCUGAUCAGAAGUACGACGAUCAAACCAUCAACUGCUUUCUCAACUGGACGGUGGAGAAACUGAAGAGCCAUUUGUCCAACGUUUAUCCCAGCAAACCUAACUCCAAGGAUCAGAGGUUGGUGUACUCUGGAAAACUCCUCCAAGACCACUGCAAGCUCCGGGACGUGCUGAGAAAGCAGGACGAGUUCCACAUGCUGCAUCUGGUGUGUGCUUCACGAAGUCCUCCCCCCUCACCCAGCACACGCAGGAGGAACGGAGGCAGCAGCCUGGCGAUGAACCCUAACAGCCUUGGAAGUCCCGCCCCUUCAGACGACGUCCAAUCGUCUUCCUCAGAAGAGAAUCCCGCGAGUCUGAGCUUCGGCUCGAGCUCCAGCAUUUCUCCAGCACCCGGGUCAGCGUGGACUCAGUGGUUUAACCAGCAUCGGAACAACACCAACACGCCUCACUACCCCAUGUACAACCCUCACACCCUGCUGUGGUGGCAGCAGCUUUAUACCUGGCAGUGUCACAUGACCUAUCAAGCUUGGCUCGCCUCCCUCAGACCCCGCAGACCGAACGAGGAGGACCUGCAUCAUGAUUGGCUGGACUGGGUGUACGCAGCGUCUCGAGCCGUCGUCCUCCUCAGCCUCGUCUAUUUCUAUUCAUCAUUCAGCCGGUUUGUCAUGGUAACAGGUGCCAUGCUGCUGCUCUACCUUCAUCAGGCAGGUUGGAACCCCUUUAAUCUGGAGAAUGAGCUGCAGGACCUUGCUGAGCCGGCCAAUCACAAUCAGGAUGAGCUGAACGCAGACAAUCGCAACAACACGGAUCGGCUGGCAGAUGAAGGUGGGGAUGAAGAGGAGGAGCAGCGAGACGGAGCAGACGAUGACGACGAUGAUGACGAUUAUGAUGAUGAGGACGAUAUUGAUGAUGAGGGAUGGGUGAACAUGGGAUUCCUCUCCUCCACUUGGUCUUUCAUCACCACUUUUUUUGCAUCUCUGAUUCCCGAGGCCGUUCCUAAUGCAGUGAACUGACCUCUGAGCUUCACCCUGGACUCAUCAUCCUCACCCCUGUCCCCUUCAUCAUCAGAUUUGCCUCAUCCUAGAUGCCUAGACCUCACCCCUGACCCUUCAGCCUCACCCUGGACCCCUCAUCUUUGAUUCCUCAACCCCUCAGCCUUACCCUGGACCCCUAAGCUCACCCUGGACCCCUUAUCCUCACUUUCUCAACCCCUCAGCCUCACCCCUAACCCCUCAUCCUCACUUCCUCAACCCCUCAGCCUCACCCCUAACUCCUCAUCCUCACUUUUUCAACCCCUCAGCCUCACCCUGGUCCCCUAAACCUCAUCUUGGACCAUUCAUCCUGACCUCAUCAGCCUCACCCCACACCCCUAAACCUCACCCGACUCUUCAUCCUUACCCCUGACCCCUCAUUCUCACUUUCACAACUGCUCAGCCUUACCUCACAACCCUCAGUCUCACCCCUCACCCCUGACUCCUCAUCCUUACCUCCUCUACACCUCAGCCUUACCACGGACUCCUCAAACUCACCCCACCCCCCCCCCAGACUCACCCUUGAACUUAAACUUUACCCCUGUACCUGAGCUUAAUUCCUGGCCUGGAGCUUCAACCCUGACCUAAAAAAACCAUCUCUCUAUCACUUGAGUAACUGUACAGAAAUGGCCAGUAUUCGAGAGAAGAGCAUGUCCAGACAAACCUCACCAAAUAUCUGAGCGAGGAAGCUGUGAGAAUUCUAAACAAACACACUCGCAUCUUAUCAGUAUUUCCUGAGCGUAAUGCAAAGACCUUUUCUCACCCUUACACGAAGAGGCUCGAACCGUGGACUUGUUCGCUUUUAAACCGGCAUUUUAUAAUCCACUCACGUCUUUUAACACGUCUCUUGUAUUUCAGCCUCGAAAAGGGACGUCAAACAAACCGCAGCGUCGGUGCAAUUUAUAUUUCUUUAAAAAAGAAAAAAAAAAAACAGCGAGUGUGUCUCUUUACAAGAGCUGUCCCACUUUCCCCCGUUUUUAAACAUUAAGUAUACUGCUGGUGAUAUAAAGUGUUUUGACCUUGUU
This is a messenger RNA of Silurus meridionalis, 2291 nucleotides long. RefSeq names its product homocysteine-responsive endoplasmic reticulum-resident ubiquitin-like domain member 2 protein. The record is from RefSeq and is a predicted model, not a curated record. The transcript has 10 exons. Gene Ontology annotation, molecular function: protein binding. Bases 190 to 1248 code for a protein of 352 amino acids. NCBI's taxonomy places the organism in Eukaryota, Metazoa, Chordata, Actinopteri, Siluriformes, Siluridae. Gene Ontology annotation, biological process: endoplasmic reticulum unfolded protein response.